CUUAAAUAAAAACAAAACAAGAAAAUUGAAAAUAUCUGAAAAGGAAAACCUAUAAUAAGGGAUAAUAGUACUUUUGUUGAAAAUAGUUUAAUUUAACAGUUGCACUUUUUGUACAAUACACGAUGUCUUUCGCAUUGCAAAAUAGCUUAUAUCCUGCUAACCACAAAACAAUAUUCGUACUGGAUCACACUCCUUAUUUCGGCAUAUCUUGUGAAAACCCCAUCGAAUUCGAUUUUCUUAAAACUCGCGGACCGGGUUUCAUUCCCAUGACGCCUAUUUCAAAAACUCUAUGGACUUCCAGCGUCAUAUCGGCAAUAGAAUACUGCAGAAUAGUGUGGGAUUUAUUCCCGCAAGGAAAACUGGUCAGAUUUAUAGCCAGUGAUACGGUAGCACAUAUCUUGAAUACAUGGAGCCCUACUCAACAAAAUUUAACCCACAUAAUGAACGGAAUGUCUUUAAUAGGUAUCCCUCCGCCUCCUCCGCCUAUACGAUCAGUAAAUACCCAGCUCGAUCACACAGUUUUACACGGUCUUCGUGCAGCCAUUGAAGCUCUCAGCGAACCAACUGAUAUACAAAUGCAACAUACUAAAAACUCCCAAGACGGCCCUAAAAUAUUAAACAACACCAGAGUAAUUUGCAUAACAUCAGCAAGAGACAAUGAAAGCAUGAAACGCUUAGAAGACAUAUUCCUUACAGUAUUGAACCAACAAAACAAAAUAGCCAGUACAUCAGACAAAUUAUUACCCGUACACCACUGCCAUUUAGUCAUUAUAAACACCUUUCCCGUUAACAUAGAAUCGCAAGUUAACAACCAUCACCCCAAGCAUUUGUCCCAAAUUCUCACCACCGAAGUGCAUUCCAUUAAAGCGCCCCAAAUACCCCAUAAGCUCUCCUCUCUAAUCCUGGAACACUACGAUUUAGCCAGCACUACGGUUAUCGGUAUCCCUAUGAAAGAAGAGCAAAACGCCUCUUCUUCAGCCAAUUACGACGUAGAAAUUUUCCACGCAAGUUCCGCUCAUACAGCCAUCUUAAAAGGCAAUGCAUCAGACUCCGCAGCAAUUCGAACCAUAAAGGAUGGGAUGGAGUACGAAACGACUACUCUUAAAUGGUGUACUCCUAGGGGAGUAACGGGCUCCGAGCUGCAAAAUUGCACGUCCAUGCACAGGAUAACACCGGUCGAUGUAAACUCCAGGCCUUCGUUAUGUUUGAUCAACUUUUUGUUAAACGGUAGAUCAGUUAUGCUCGAAAUGCCUCGAAAGGCUGGCGGUAAGAUCACCAGCCACCUUCUAGCUGCACACGGAGGGGAAAUAUUUAUACAUACUUUAUGUACAGCUAGGUCCGUGUUAGAAGAUCCACCGUCGAUAUCGGAAGGCUGUGGAGGCAGAGUAACCGAUUAUCGUAUCACAGACUUCGGUUUACUGAUAAAACAGAACACUCUAUUACCAAUAAAAACCAAACCAAGUAAAGAAGAAACCGAAGAACCGAUAGAAAAAAUGAAGACUAGGCUGAACAGAUUAACUCGAUAUUGGCCUUUGACUAUUAGUUCAACGUUAAUAUUCAAUUUAAAAAACUAUUUCGAUCCUCUACCAACGCUAAUAACGAAAGACAAGCUAACAGACGAAGAAGUGUUCCAAUGCAAGAAGGUAAUUUACAAUUUAAUAUCGCUCGAGUCCAAAAUGGAGCCCCUUCAUCCCGCGAACACCGGCCAGCGAGUAAAAGGCCAGAAACGCGAGGAGCAAUACAAAGCGAUGUGGAACGAACUGGAGACGUUAGUGAAAAAUAAUCUCCACUCCGAAAACCACAGGAGCAUCUACACCUGCCUGUUGGAAUGCCACAAAUUCAAUUUCGAAGACGACAAAAUUUCCGAUAAAGUCGAAUUAGACGAGGCUCUACAUCAACUCGAUAACAUCGGGCCGGGUAAACCGGAUCAAGAGAUCCCCAGGGCUUCGGUGAUUCGAGCCACGACCGAUUCCCCCAUGUCUCCGCCGCCUCUGACUAGUAUAGCCCCGCCGCUGUCUCGAACGUUGACGAACAGAGGCGGCGGUAUUUACAAUACGCAGAGAACGCUGUUGGAAAUAUUCACGUUGCAGGAAAAAGUGAAAUCUCGAACGGAAUUCGUGGGCCGGCAGACGGACAGUUUAACGUACAAGUUGUAUUCGAAUUUGAAAACGGAAGAUCGGGGCCCGAGAGAAAUGGAAAUCGAGUGAUUUUUAUAUUUUAUAGUUAAAUAUAAUGUUUUAUGUAAAUUA
This is a messenger RNA of Phyllotreta striolata, 2249 nucleotides long. The record is from the annotation of a GenBank genome assembly. NCBI's taxonomy places the organism in Eukaryota, Metazoa, Arthropoda, Insecta, Coleoptera, Chrysomelidae.